GACACCCAUUGAUAUGAUAUCUUCUCUACAAUUAUGGAACACUUUACUCUCCAAUCUCUCCUUUUGCUUCUCCUUAUCCUUCUGCUUUCAGUUUCCUUUUACUUUCAAUACUCAUCCUUUAAAACGCGAGUCGUCAAAACAGGCAUAAAAAACUACCCAAUUGUCGGAGCCCUACCGGAAUUCUUAAUCAACCGCAACCGAUUCCUCCAAUGGAGCACUGAAAUCCUAGCCUCCAAAUGCCCCACCAACACGGCCGUCUUCCACCGUCCGUACAACUUCAACGGCAUCAUGACGGCGAACCCCUUGAACGUCGAGCACAUGCUGAAGACCAACUUCGAGAACUACCCAAAAGGCGACAGAUUCACCACUAUUCUCUCCGAUUUUCUCGGGAGUGGAAUCUUCAACUCCGACGAUGAGAUAUGGCGGCGGCAGAGGAAGACGGCGAGCUAUGAGUUCAACACCAAGUCGCUCCGAAACUUCAUUAUUCGAAACGUCUUCGUCGAGAUCAAGACUAGGCUUGUUCCAAUUCUCGGCAAAGCCUCCGAAACGGGUCGGAUUCUAAAUUUACAAGAUGUUUUCGAGAGAUUUGCCUUUGAUAAUCUCUGCAAGCUGGCGUUCAAUUUCGAUCCAGGUUGUCUCGCCUCAGAUGAAAUCUCCAGCGACGGGGACAACUUCAUGAGGGCUUUUGAAGAAGCGGCGACGCUCAGCUGUGGAAGGUUCUUCUACGCAAUUCCUUCAUUAUGGAAGCUCAAGAGAUUCUUCAACGUCGGAUCAGAGAGACGCGUUAGAGAAUCAAUCUCCGCCGUCCAUAAAUUUGCGGACGGUAUCAUAAGGUCGAGAAUGGAAACAAGAGCGGAAGUGAACACAGAGGAUUUGCUUUCCCGGUUCAUCGGGAACGACGAGAACUCGGCCGAGUUUCUACGAGACAUCGCAAUCAGCUUCAUUCUGGCCGGGAGAGAUACGACGUCGUCUGCUUUGACAUGGUUCUUUUGGGUCCUGGCUUCGCGACCGGAUAUACAACAGAAAAUCUCCAACGAGAUUAAAGAAAUUCGUAUCCGAACUGCCAAAUAUUUAGAGAAAGGCGAGAGUUUCGGCAUUGACGAUAUCCGAGAAAUGCAUUAUUUGCAAGCGGCAAUUUCGGAGUCCAUGAGACUUUACCCUCCGGUACCGGUCGACCCAAAGGAAUGUUUAGAAGACGAUACAAUGCCUGAUGGCACGUUUGUGGGAAAGAAUUGGUUAGUGAUGUACAGCAGUUUUGCAAUGGGGAGGAUGGAGGCAAUUUGGGGAAGAGACUGCGAAGAGUUUCGGCCGGAGAGGUGGCUCGAAGACGGUGUUUGCCGGCAAGAGAAUCCGUUUAAGUUUCCGGUGUUUCAUGCCGGGCCGAGAAUGUGUCUAGGAAAAGACAUGGCUUUUAUUCAGAUGAAGUCGAUUGUAGCAUCCGUGAUUGAGAGGUUUAAGAUAGACGUAUUGAAUAAGGACACGUGUCCGGAGUAUGUUAUGGCUCUUACUCUUAGAAUGAAAGGUGGAUUGCCUGUUAGGGUGAGGAAAAGAUCUGAGGGUAUGGCCAUUUGAUUUUGGUGAUGUUUGUAAUGUGUGUAUGCAUUAAUUAGUUAAUUAAUUUCCUUAUGCGUCCUAAACCAUGUUCAUGUAUGAAGAAUGUGUGGA
This is a messenger RNA of Morus notabilis, 1665 nucleotides long. Its product is annotated as cytochrome P450 94A1. Gene Ontology annotation, molecular function: monooxygenase activity; iron ion binding; oxidoreductase activity, acting on paired donors, with incorporation or reduction of molecular oxygen. NCBI's taxonomy places the organism in Eukaryota, Viridiplantae, Streptophyta, Magnoliopsida, Rosales, Moraceae. The record is from RefSeq and is a predicted model, not a curated record. The transcript has a single exon. The coding region runs from base 34 to 1572 and encodes 512 amino acids.